This is a messenger RNA of Pneumocystis jirovecii RU7, 864 nucleotides long. Its product is annotated as ATP synthase complex assembly protein ATP12. The record is from RefSeq and is a predicted model, not a curated record. Lineage: Eukaryota; Fungi; Ascomycota; Pneumocystomycetes; Pneumocystales; Pneumocystaceae. Gene Ontology annotation, biological process: mitochondrial proton-transporting ATP synthase complex assembly. The transcript is spliced from 3 exons. Gene Ontology annotation, cellular component: mitochondrion. Bases 1 to 864 code for a protein of 287 amino acids.
AUGCGGUAUUUGUCUAGUUUUCAACAAUUAAAAACAUUAUCAGAGCAAAAUUCCCUUUUUCAAAAUCUUAUAAUUCGUCAUUGGAGUUGUUUAAAAGAUGGAAAAGUUUAUAGUGAAAAAAAAUCAUUAAUACAUAUAGAUGUAAAAAAAGUUAAAGAUCAAUAUCAAAUUUUUGAAAAUGAGAAUCCAUUAAAGACUAUAUCAGGAAAUGUAUUUAAAUUUCCUCUUAGAAAGCGUUCAUUUGCUUAUAUGGUUUCUCAAGAAUUGUGUUCUUCUGUGUUUAAACGUUCUCAAUACCAUCUUUUGCCAUUAACAUCUCUUGCUAGUAAGGCUAUUGAUAUUUUUUCAUUAGAAAGUGCCAGAGAAAAUACAUACAAUGCACUUCUAAAGUAUUUAGAUACAGAUACUGUAUUAAUUUUUGCACCAGAAACUCAAUCUAAUGGUGAAUUACUUGCUUUGCAAAAAAAAUUGUGGGAACCUCUUCAUGAUUGGGCACAAAUGUACUGGAAAAUAAAUAUAUUUAAAGUGUUUUCUGAUUUAGGUAUUAAUGUUCGUCCACAACCUCAAGAAACAAAGAAUAAAAUUACUUUAUGGAUGCGCACACUUGAUAAAUGGCAAUUUGCUGCUCUUGAUCGUGCAGUUUGUGCUACUAAAAGCUUUAUUAUUGGCGCAAAAAUGAUUGCAACAGAAAACAAUUUAUUAAGUAACCAUUUAAGUCCAGAAAAGGCAUGUGAUUUAGCACAAUUAGAGAUUAAUUUUCAAAUAUCACAAUGGGGCGAAAUUAAAGAAUCACAUGAUGUAGAAAAUCAAAAUAUAAGACAAUUGUUAAGAAGUGUAAAUGCUAUACUAAAAGACGAUAAAUAA